This is a messenger RNA of Scleropages formosus (Asian bonytongue), 2779 nucleotides long. It is a transcript of the gene lrrc42, whose product is annotated as leucine rich repeat containing 42. Lineage: Eukaryota; Metazoa; Chordata; Actinopteri; Osteoglossiformes; Osteoglossidae. The record is from RefSeq and is a predicted model, not a curated record. Gene Ontology annotation, molecular function: protein binding. The transcript has 6 exons. Bases 331 to 1737 code for a protein of 468 amino acids.
UUGCACUCCGGUAUGUAAUUCACAGCGGACUCAUUAUGAAGAACGGGACUUGUGGGAGUCCUUGUAGGCAAACUGUAGCUCGACUGCUUUACUCCUCCUCUAUAUACUCAGUUUUCUGCCUAUUUUUUCAAGGUAUUUGCUUGUAGUAAAAGAUAGUGCCACCUUUUUUUUUUCUUGCUGACCAGACCUAGCUAACUUUAAUCGUCCGCUGGGUGAAAGUUGGAAUGGCUAGUUAACCAGUCAGUGUGUGUUUACAACAAUCAAUGACUCUGACGUACUGCGGUUAUAAAGUUACCUUGCUUGGCUUAUGUAGUAGAGGAAGUGGCCGAGAUGCUUUCCCGCGAAGACGCCGCGAGUGACAACGGCACCGUAUUUAUUCGGGAGAAUGGUGAGCUCCGCUGUGUAAACGAGCCCACUAGUAGACCUGUAGCCGGAGACGGUCAGUACGAACGGACGAAACGAUGCCGGCUGUUCGACAGGAGCUUCUCUGUGAAGCUGUGCAUGGAGAACGUGUGUGACGCGCAGUCGUCGGGCGGCGCGCGCAGACUGGAGCACUUCGUGUUCACGUACACGAAGGAGGGCAGCCUGCGCUACUCGGCCAAGUCGCUCUUCAGCAUGUGCCUGCUGUUCAUCGCCGACAACGUGCAGCACGUCGAUUCCCUGCUCGGCUUCCCCGAACAGAUGGCCGAGCGCCUCUUCACAGCCGCGGAGGAGAAGCGCAAGUUCUCGCACGGCGACACUGGCUUGAAGGCUUUGCAGAUCUUCACCGAAGCCUACGGGGACCUGGUGCUUAAAUCGUUGUGUUUAAGGAAUAGGUUUCUGCUGGUGUCAGAGAAGCUGGAGGAGAUUAAAAUGUUCCGCAGUCUCCAGACUUUGGACUUGUUUGGUUGUAAAUUGGGAGACAGUCAUGAGAUUCUUUCACACCUUACUUCAGAGGCCAUGUCCAGCCUGACACAGUUAUAUUUAGGCGAUAACUGCCUUUCGGACAGUGGCCUUAGAAAGCUCACCGCGCCGGUCAGAGUAAUGAGGAGAGGACUUGGAAACCUACAGCUCCUGGACUUGUCUUAUAACCCUAUCAGUGAGGAGACGGUUAGAUAUCUGUCGUGCUUCUCAAAUCUACGAGGGCUGGACAUCUCGGGAACUAAAGUGGAGGUGAUACCGCCGGAGAGUUAUCAACUCAAUGCUUCUGAAGAAUAUAGAAUAAAAUCAGUUCUUUGUGAGGACAGGUCCAUUUUAAUGUUUUACUCUCCAUUUCAGCUUGGUGAACUUGUGCAUCAGAUACUUCAUGACACAAUGGGAUUUGUUUUCUCUGAAACUCCAAUGAAGGAUUUCUGUCAUUCAUCUUGUAAAACACAGGGCUGGGCAGAGCAGGUUGUUAAUCAGUGGGAAGUUUAUAUGUCCGAGUUAUCAAAGCCAAAGAAGGGUCUUCAAUCAAGGACAGAUGCACUUCGCUUUUAUGGAAGAAAGUUUUUCCAUGAAAAACGUGAAGUGCCCCCAUUGAAUAGCAAGAUCAGUGAUGGCACAAACAAGAGGAUUCAGUUUUACAAACCUAUUCCUAAUGGCCAAACGCAGCCCUCAGCAGAUACCAAACAUCUUACAGUUACAGUGUCACACAAAAAAAGGAAAAGAAGCUUGGGCUCCAGGCAGAAGGACUUUGCUGAUUCAGACUGCAGUGGAAAGCACCAGUCAGUCCUUCCACUCACUGCAGAAGAUUGGGAUCUACUGAACAGUUACUGAGAAAGGCAGAAUGGAUACAGGAGCACAGAUAAACAGUGAAUGUCAGAGAAACCAUACAUGUUAUCUACCAGGGCAGAAGAGAUGAUGAGGAUGAGCUUCUGAUUAUAUUUCAGAUGAACUCUUUGGUGUAAGAAACUUUAGAGCACAUUAUUCUUGUGUAGUUUUCUCACUUUUUUUACUAAACCAGUGUUAUAUUUACUUUGAAGUGUGAAUAAUAUUGAAAUGUGUAUUUAUAAUUAAAGUUUUUAAAUGUUUUGUAAUAGCUUUAUAUAAUACUAUAUUAUAGUCCAUAAAGAAAGCAGUGGAAUUAUAAGGCUUAACCAUUACUCAAAAACAUAACUCUCCACGGCACACUCACUACUUGAAGUAAAGACUAAAGUAAAAGAGAUGACCCCUAAAAACCUAUUAUGAACCAGCACUCCUCUGCAAUUCCUCAGAUAUGUCAGGAAACACAGGUGUUGUGCUGCUACUGGUGCGCAGGCCUAUCACCCUGGGCUGCACAGCAUGCAGUCUGCAUGUGUGUAAAAGGAGAGUAGCAAAAUAAUCUGCCAAGGAUGGAUUGCUUGACUGAACCUGUAGCAUUUUGCCUACAAAGUCAUUUCCUCUACUUUUUUCUCUAUUCAUUAAAAUGACUAGCAGGGGAGCUAGCCACUAAUUCUUUGAGGUUUACAUAAAUGCCAAAAUGUCAGCAUUGUAUUUUUGAGUUACAUGUAGCAUUACACUGCAAAAAUCACACCAAUGAUGUAAUUUGGUGAGGCAGAAAAUUGUUAUGAACAGAUCUUGUUGGAUCUUAUUUCGUCCCAGUUAUUGUUCCUUCUAUGCAUUCACUAUUCAUCACUUUGCCAUGGAGAAAAGCAGGAAGCAGAAGUCCUUGCUGCAAUAAUGUCACAUGGUUACUACAGCAGCCAUCACAGACGUGCCCAGUAAAGUAAAUAGUGUUGUUCCCUGUUAAAUGCAUUGCCUGCCUGGAUGGAAAUCAAGUACCAUGUUUAAAUUUGAUCAGAAGACCAGAUCAGGCCUUUUAAAAAAGUAUAACUUUUGU